GGACCGGUUCUGCAUAUCACGUGACACUCGUGGAAUUUCUUUCACCCCUCUCUCUCUCUCUCUUUCGCUCGCUCGCUGUUCCACUGCAGAACGAUGGCAGAAGCGACGAACCCAGCGGCCACCUCCUUCCCUGUGCCCACCAUCUCGCUGCCGCUGGGGCCGGACAUCAUCCGGACCUACUCGGGAGCUCUGAUCUGCAUGGAGAUUAUCUUCGGGGGUUUGGUUUGGAUUCUCGUGGCUUCCUCGAAUGUCCCCGUGCCACUGCUCCAGGGCUGGGUCAUGUUCGUGUCUGUCACUUUGUUCUGCUGCUCUGCGGCCUACCUCUCUCUCUUCCUGCUUGGCCUUGCUGACCGCAUCAACACUGACUGGAACUUCAUGGAUAUGAUGUACCACUUCAUGGCGCUACUCUUCUAUUUCUCAGUGUUUGUGCUGGAGGCGGCGGUGACGUCUGGGGUUCAUAAACACAACACGAACACGACAGUGUGUUUGUCCAAACCCAGCACUAACAUCAUCACCUUCAUGGACUUCAGACAGUACAGUAUUAAUGUGGUGGCUACGAUAUUUGCCUUCUUUGUGACUGUGUUCUAUGGCUGCAGCAUGUUCAUGGGCUUUAAGCGAUGGAGGAAGUGACGAUGAGACUCACCCCAUUACAGCGACGCUCCCUGAUCACACGUUUACUCCAAGUGUGCUACUUUCACACACACACACACACACACACACACACACACACAUACACACA
Hemibagrus wyckioides is the source of this 739-nucleotide messenger RNA. It is a transcript of the gene mal2, whose product is annotated as mal, T cell differentiation protein 2. Gene Ontology annotation, cellular component: membrane. Gene Ontology annotation, biological process: myelination. The transcript has 4 exons. The coding region runs from base 94 to 630 and encodes 178 amino acids. The record is from RefSeq and is a predicted model, not a curated record. Gene Ontology annotation, molecular function: structural constituent of myelin sheath. Lineage: Eukaryota; Metazoa; Chordata; Actinopteri; Siluriformes; Bagridae.